This is a messenger RNA of Porites evermanni, 438 nucleotides long. Lineage: Eukaryota; Metazoa; Cnidaria; Anthozoa; Scleractinia; Poritidae. The record is from the annotation of a GenBank genome assembly.
AUGGCUUCGAGGUGCGAAGACGGUACAGUUACCGGUAACUUUUUCGAUGAGCUGCCAAAUUUUCACAUCGAUACUUUUUCCGAGCUUGAAGAACAUCCAGGAAGAUUUGCCGAAGUCUCGGAAAGUGAUGUUGAAAAAUUCAUUGAGGGGGAAGAAAAUGCAAACACUAAAAAAAAGACCUUCUACGACUUAAAAUUAGUCAAAAAGUUUCUGGUAGAAAAGCGCCACGAAAUCAGAGAAAUAGAGAAGAUUCCUCCAACUGAAUUAGACAGCUACUUGAGCCAGUUUGUUUUAGCGGCAAGGACCAAGACUGGAAAAGAUUAUGAACCGUCAUCUCUCCGCGGAAUUUUGGCUAGUGUUGAACGCCAUUUGAGUCGCUCCAGUUACGGCAAAACUAUCUUCAAAGACAGUGUUUCAAAAAAACAAGAGACGCGUUGA